UCGGCUCCCUUUAUCGCAUAGAUAGAUACCUUCAUUUUGUGAACCGUCCCCCAUGUAUUUUUAUAAAAAGGUAACAAAUCUUCGUGGCGACUAAGUUUUAAACAUUUGUAACAUAGAGGUGGAUAGGCCUGCAUUGGAUUCAAUGGAAUUGCAAGCAGUGCUGGUCUUGUGUGGUGUGGGAGUUAUUGUAGUUGCUGUAUUAUUGCUAAUGGGGUUGUUUUCAACCUCUGGCACUAGCUAUGAAGAAGCUAUUGCCCAGCAACGUAAAGCCACAACUGAAUUGCUUGCCUUAGCAGAAAAUAAGAACAAGCCAAAAAAGAGCAACAAAAAGGCAAAUAAAAAGUUAGCAAAGAAGGAGAAAAACAAGGAAAAUGCUGGACUAACAACUGGCAGUGAACUUGAGAGUGAGGCACCAGCGGAGAGUGGCAUUGAUGAUGAUACUGUUCCUGCAGCAAAACCACAUGUAGAAUUUUGUCCACCGGUAGUUGUAGAUGUUCCUCGGGAUUCACCCCCAAAUAUUAAGAUCCGCAAACGCAGUAAGGAUCCUAAAAUUAAACCAAUACUAUUAAAUAAAGAGGAUCCAAGCUGCAUUAGCAAUUCGAACCCGCUACCUUUACCCACCGCAACUGUGGUCUCCAACCAUUUUGAGGAGAUGCAUCCUAAGGACGAGUUCGAGUUAUUGCAAUCGUCACUCGCCGCUGAAAAAUUGCCCGAAAAGAAAGAAGAGAUAAUAGAGAAAAAGGAGAAUAAAGCAGCUAAAAUAGUAAAAGUAGGCAAAGUAAAUUCGAAACCCAUUCCGCCUACUGAGUCCAUCAGGGAUGAAGUCGCUCCAGAGCGAAACUACAGUGCCGAUGUGCCAAAAGAACAACGUAAAGGUAGGAAAGCUGAGAAAAAGGUUGGGAAUGAAGAAAAGUCAGAUCUUGUUAGAGAGGAGGUUAUUCCUCCAUUGAACACACCACAACCAAGUGAGCUCACCACAGAAAAAUUGCUGAAGCAAGCACUGGCUCCAAGCUCAGCACCAGCUGUUGCGGCCCCGCCACCAGUCAUCAGGAACAAGAAAAAGAAGCCCGAGCCAAACAUUGUCACACUUAUGGCUGGUGAUGGCGGUGUGGGCGUGAAUGUGGGCGAACUGGUGCGCGUGGUCCGCGAGGCACCUCUAUCGCGCACCGAAAUACAGAUUCUCACCGACGCACUGCUCAACAAGCAUCACGACCCGCUACCGGAGCACUCAGAGUGGACCGAGGGACCCAAUGAUCCUAUUCAGAAGUUGAAAAAACAAUUAGCCGAUAAAGAGAAAGCACUGGCUGAUGAGAUGGAAGCAUCGCAAGCUCUUCAUGCAAAAUUAAAGGAGUUGAGGUCAUCGCUGAAUACGGAGCGAGGGCGUUCAGCGGCGACGACUCGUGCGGCUGAGCAGACAGCGGCGGCUCGCGCGGCCGAGCUGCACACGCUGCAGGCGCGGCUACAGCGACUGCACGACGACAACCGCGCCCUGCAGCAAGACAAGCUCCUCCUUCAAUCGAAAUUGAAUUCUGAAGGCGAAGCCCAAGCGCAACGAGUUCAAAUGGAGAUGCACAUUCAAAGACUGACAGAGAACGAGGGGCAGCUGGUGACGCAGAUAAACGCGCUGCAGACGGACUUAGGCGCGCUGCAGGCGGAUCGCGCCGCGCGGGCCGUGGACUUGAUGCUGGCGCAGCAGCACCACGCAGAACUCGCGCAGCAGCUUCAGGACGCAAAUCGCCUGUGUGGCGAAUAUGCAGAGCAGUUGAAGUUUUCACAAGAGAGACACAAUGCCACAGCCGAUCUGCAGGCUGAUAUUCAGCGGCUAACAGCGCGAGCACAGACAGCAGAGAAUAAUCACGAAAAACUUAAGGAAGAAACUGAGAAACAAAAGCAGCAGUUGUCAAACGAACUCUCAUCCCUGAAGGAGCAGUUGACUGCACGCGAGUCGGAAUUGGCGGAAUUGAAACAAUUGAAAGUGCCUGCGCAAAAUGGAUUACCUCCCUCGAAUGCGAGUGAUCAACAUAAGGCUGCAGAUCUUGCCAAGAUCGAGAAUGUGGUGGAAUCUCUUCGUAGUGAACUAGCGAAUGCACAAACUGCGAGCAAGGAGCAACGCGAGCAACUGUUACGAUUGCAGGAGCAACUCUCUCAGUACCAGGAAAAGAACAAUGAGUUGCGAAUUAAAAACUGGAAAGUAAUGGAAGCCUUACAAUCUGCUGAAAAAUCUCUGCAGUCAAAAACAACCCGUGCGUUGCCGGCACAAGACUCGUUGCGCGAUGAAAUAUCCAAGGCACAGGAAGCACAGUAUAUUGAAGUAGCAAAUGUAUUACGUGCUGUGUGCCCGGCUGCAGCGCCGAGCUCAGUGGCCGAUCGCGACUGGCUUUUGACAUUUGCGAAUAAUCUUAAGACAGAGUUAAAGAAGAAGGAAACAGAGCAGCUUUUGGAGAAAAAAACCACCGCAACACCGACGACAGACACUCGCGUUACUGAACUGACCACUAAGAAUGAACAAUUACAGAGUCUCGUGGACAAAUACAAGAAAAUUAUUGAUGACACGGAGGGCGUUCUCAGCCAAUUACAACAUAAUGUGACGACAGAAGAAGGAAGGUGGGCGGAGCAACUGGCUGAAAAACAACGCGAACUGGAUGACCUACGACAGAGGACAGUUAUGCAGAUGCAGGAAAAAAUUGAUUCUUUGCAAGCGGAACUACAGCAGGCGCGAUCUGCUAACUACAAUCACAGUUUUGCAGACUCUGAACGACACGCGGAGGAACGGUUAUUGGCUGGCUUGUCAGAUAAAUGUGGCAUCGAAGUGUGCAAUGGACCGUUACAGGUGGGGUUAGAAGAAAAAUAACAAUUAAAUAAGACAAGAUUGUUUAAAGCAGUAUCUGGGUGUCAUUCCUACUUGGCAACCGUAGCAAGGCACAGGUAACGCUAGUGUACAUGCUGCUUGCGUUGCCGAUAUUCAACGAUAAGCGCAACCAAGAAGUUCAAUUUAGUAAUAACUCCGUCAUAGAAUACGAAAUAUUAACUUUAUACUUGUAUGGAAAAAAUAGCAGUAAUUUUUAUCAGACUAACGAUAGAUAUAUUAUGCCACUAUGUCUGAGUAUCCGUAUAAUUGCAAUAAACUUAUCCACAUUCACUUAUCGACACAAUAAGAUGCUCAAGUUAGUGUUAACAAAUCGUCUUUAUUUUAGAAUAAAUAAUUUUUAAAUUGCUUAUAAUUAUAAUUUCUGUUUAAAAGACAACGCGUUUACUUUAGAGACAGGAUGCAUUGUUUCUGGCGACAGAGUCCGUAAUUGGAGCGUGAUAAGAUAUAUAUUUUAUUUUAAAUAAGCAUAAAUUGCGCCCAUCCCGGCAUAGUAAUCCGUGUAAAUUAUUUUAUAAUAUAAUGAACAUAAGAAAAUGAAUUUUUUGAGGACUAUAUUUUAAUUUGGACUGUUAUUUGAUUGUUGUAUUAUCGUCUGUGUUGAAUGUUUGUGAUCAUUUUGGCAAUUAUUUUGAAUAUAAAUUAGUUAAUUGUUGCUUCCAAUAAUUUCUAAUUCAUAUUAAUAUAUAAAAUAAAAUAUAAUUUUAUUUCUAAAUUUAUUGAAUAAUGACUGGAAAAUAUAACAUAUAUAAAUUGAAAUGUUGCAAUAAAUUUUAUUAUUUCGUAAUUCUUUAUUUAGUACUAAUAAAUGUUGAUCCUUUUUGCUGUAGUAGUAAUUAUGAUUAUAUGAUUGAGCUCGUAUGAUUACUAUUGAUUCAGGAAAACUAUGAUAUUAAAAAGUAGUAGUAUCGUUAGGCCUGAACAGAUCCUAUUUAAGUGGCCAUUAGUGCAUGUAUAGCUGCCAUUGCUGAAUUAUGGGCAAUUUUUAUAUUUUGCAGCUACCGAAUUAUGAAUUUAAGUAUUCUUAACGAUUUUAAAGAAUGUUAUUUACUCUUUACAUUUAUAUUAUUUAUUAAAAAAAUUUUUUUUGUAUCUAAUGCAUAAUCAUUUCUGUCAGUGCCUUAG
Achroia grisella is the source of this 3991-nucleotide messenger RNA. RefSeq names its product ribosome-binding protein 1. Gene Ontology annotation, cellular component: endoplasmic reticulum membrane. Lineage: Eukaryota; Metazoa; Arthropoda; Insecta; Lepidoptera; Pyralidae. The record is from RefSeq and is a predicted model, not a curated record. The transcript has 21 exons. The coding region runs from base 143 to 2851 and encodes 902 amino acids.